CUUCCCACUUCUCACUCUUCUUCUUCUUCUUCUUCUUAUCUCUUUUUCUUUUUUCCCCCUUUCUUCUUUUCCUUUCUCUUGUCCUGUUGUUUUAAUCUCAUCACCUCAAUUCCAAUCUGUUCUUUCAUCUUUAAACUGGCUCCUAAUCGUUCCCACAAAAGACAAAACAACAAGCUCCAGAUCCCCCUCUCCCUCCUUCGAAAUCCUCCACAGUGGAGAGAUUAGAUGGGCAGAAUCCGCUGCCAAUAUUUCCCCCAACAAAGCAAGGGCUAGCUAGAGAGAGAGAGAGAGUCAGAGAGAGAAGCAGAACAUGGUGAGCUCUAGCUGAUGAAGGAAGGAGACGGAAAAGGGAGAGAGAGAUGGAAUUUGAUGAGCACAAAGACGACGUUGAAGAGGAAGAAGAAGAAGAAAUGGUGACGGCAACUGCCAAGACUACUAGCUCUUCCGGCGGUGGAGGAGGAGAAGGCGAUGGGUCCGGAGGAGGCAGCGCGAGAAUUAAAUCGAGAAACAGUUCAGCCGCCGCUGCACCGGUGAGAUACAGAGAGUGCCUGAAGAAUCACGCGGUCGGGAUUGGGGGCCACGCCGUGGACGGGUGUGGGGAAUUCAUGGCGGCGGGGGAGGAAGGCAGCCUCGACGCGCUGAAAUGCGCCGCCUGCAACUGCCACCGGAAUUUCCACCGCAAGGAAACAGCUGAGGGAGCUGGGGAACCGAUGAUUCCGCAGCAAAAUCCGCCGCCGCCUCCCCAAUUCUCGCCGUACAACUACCGCGGCGCCGCCCCACCGCCGCCUCACCUCCACAGGACCGCACCGUCACCGCAUCGGCCGCUGGCUCUCCCCGCGGCGGGCGGCGGGGGAGGGUACAGUAGGGAAGAGGAAGACGUGUCGAAUCCGAGCAGCAGCGGCGGAGGAGGGGGAGCGAAUAAUAAUAGUAGCGGUAAGAAGAGGUUCAGGACGAAGUUCACGGCGGAGCAGAAGGAGAUGAUGAGGAGAUUCUCGGAGAGGAUUGGGUGGCGGAUCCAGAAGCAGGACGAAGGAGCGGUGGAGCGAUUCUGCGCGGAGACGGGAGUCCGGCGGAAAGUUCUCAAGGUUUGGAUGCACAAUAACAAGCACACUCUCGGUAAGGAGCCCUCGUAACAACAAUAGUAAUGAUAAAUAAUAGUUUUUUUUUUCUUUCCCUCUUCUCCUAAAUGAUGAGGAUUAAGUACUCUAAUCAUCAUUAUGAUCUACUGAUUAUCGAGGAGAUGGUUUGUUUAAUUCUCUUGUGUUAACUAUAUUAUAUAUAGAUACGGGUGUUGUAAUGUAUGAUUAGUGGGGAGAUAGCUAGGGUUUAUGUAUCUUAAUUACUGCCGUUGCUUUUAUAAGAGUCUCUUCUCUCUACCCGUCUUUUGUUUAUUUAUUUUAUUUUUCAAAAUGUUGUAAAAUGGUGCUAAUGUGUUUUGGUGAUUGAUAGAUAGCAUUAUAGGUAGGUAGCCUGGUUCCAGUUUGUCAGAGAUGGAAGAGAUAAGGAGGGAUGGGUCGGAGAGUGGGGAGCUGUUGCUCAAUUAAUAUUUAAGAGUAAU
Messenger RNA from Linum trigynum, 1558 nucleotides. NCBI's taxonomy places the organism in Eukaryota, Viridiplantae, Streptophyta, Magnoliopsida, Malpighiales, Linaceae. The record is from the annotation of a GenBank genome assembly.